UAAGCUGUAAACAAACUAGUCUAUACCGGAAGUACCGGCACUGGCGACGUGUACCUCGUAUUUUUAUAUGUAUUUUGCUUUAAAAUGACAGUUUUUAUGCCCAUCUUAUGACAAAACUCGUUUAAUAUAAACACCAUACUUUGACUUUCAUCUCAAAACUACUGAACCGACUUUCUAAAUAGAUUGACAACAAUGGACUCUGAUUCAGCUCCAAGGCGGCCUGGGAUGGUGUCGCAGUUUUUUCGCAGGAUGUGGGAGAUCCAGCAAAAUUUCAUGGACAAAUCCACUCCCCACAUGGCUUUCAGAUGGACAGUCACACUUCUCCUCUUUGCAUUCUACUUCCUUAGAGUCUAUUUUUUACAGGGUUGGUACAUAGUAACAUAUGCCUUGGGAAUCUAUCUGCUCAACCUCUUCAUUGGGUUCCUGACCCCAAAGAUUGAUCCAACUAUGGGACAAGACCAGGACGAGGAUGGUCCCUCACUUCCCACAAGAUCAUCAGAUGAGUUUAAGCCAUUUAUGAGGCGCCUGCCUGAGUUCAAAUUCUGGUAUUCUGGAACCUGGGCAGUGUGCAUUGCAAUGUUUUGUACAUUUUUUGAAGCAUUUAAUAUACCUGUGUUCUGGCCAAUAUUAGUGAUGUAUUUUAUCAUCCUGUUUGUCAUCACCAUGAAGAGACAAAUAAAACACAUGAUUAAGCACCGAUAUGUUCCAUGGUCAAGUGGUAAAACACGAUACAAGGGCAAGGAAGACACUGGCAAAGUGGUUAUGUCAAAGUAACCAUGGCCUGAACUUCAUUCACAGAGUAUAUGAGUUUGAGUGAUUUCAAUUGAUGUCUGCCAUUUGGUGGUGUGCGGUGACUUUCAAUGGUGUGUAGCCACUGUCAUGUGACAUCUCAUCCAAUCAUCCUGAAAAUGUUGGCUGUAUGUUGUUGUAUAGAAUUUAUAACAGAAUUAUAAUUGUAUUGUAUGUU
Dreissena polymorpha is the source of this 967-nucleotide messenger RNA. Its product is annotated as protein RER1-like. The transcript has 7 exons. Gene Ontology annotation, biological process: protein retention in ER lumen; retrograde vesicle-mediated transport, Golgi to endoplasmic reticulum. Gene Ontology annotation, cellular component: Golgi membrane. The record is from RefSeq and is a predicted model, not a curated record. Bases 193 to 774 code for a protein of 193 amino acids. Lineage: Eukaryota; Metazoa; Mollusca; Bivalvia; Myida; Dreissenidae.